This is a messenger RNA of Cryphonectria parasitica EP155, 4653 nucleotides long. Its product is annotated as family 13 glycoside hydrolase. Gene Ontology annotation, biological process: glycogen biosynthetic process; glycogen catabolic process. The annotation marks the transcript as partial. The transcript is spliced from 2 exons. Gene Ontology annotation, molecular function: 4-alpha-glucanotransferase activity; amylo-alpha-1,6-glucosidase activity. NCBI's taxonomy places the organism in Eukaryota, Fungi, Ascomycota, Sordariomycetes, Diaporthales, Cryphonectriaceae. The record is from RefSeq and is a predicted model, not a curated record.
CCAAGAACCAUGGUGUCCAACGAGGUUUACCUGUUGCCCCUCAACGACGACGGCUCGCCUGAUGUCGCCGGCCAAUAUGUCUACAUCGCCCCCAAGACGCAUGACCCCGUCACCAUCCGCUUUACCAUCGAGGGCACCUCGAGCAUAUGUCGCCACGGGAGCCUUUGGGUCAACAUUCCGGACCAAGGCCAGGAAUUCCAGAGGCACUCGUUCAGAGAGUUUCCCUUGGUGCCCAACUUUACUCGUGACAUAGAAAUCUCUAUCCCCAUCUACCAGCCUGGGCCUUAUACCUACUAUGUUACCUACGCAGCUCUGCCAGAGCUGUCCGAGGGCCUUAGGGAGAACGGUACUGCCAGCGAGGAGAAGAAGCAGUCCCCCUUCUUCUACAUUGAUGUCGCUCCGCGGCUGAGCCUCGACGGCUCAUCUCUGCCUCUGCCUGCCCUGUCCGUCUUCUCCAUCAUCAGCAAGUUCAUGGGCAGAUACCCUCAGGACUGGGAGAGGCAUCUGGCCGGUAUCAGCGACAGGGGAUACAACAUGGUCCAUUUUACCCCGUUGCAGGUUCGUGGAGACUCCAAUUCGCCCUACAGUCUCUAUGACCAGCUCGGCUGGGACCCGACCUGUUUCCCUGCCGGGGAGCAGGACGUCAAGAAGAUGGUGGACAGCCUGGAGCAGAACCACUCACUUCUAAGUCUUACCGAUAUUGUCCUCAACCACACGGCCAACAACGCCGGGUGGCUGCUGGACCACCCUGAUGCGGGCUACAACCUGACCACCGCUCCCUGGCUCGAGUCCGCCUACCUGCUCGACACCAGGCUGCUCGAGCUCGGCUCCAAGCUCGGCAAGCUCGGUCUGCCCACGGACAUCCAGUCAGAGGAGGAUCUCGUUAAGAUCAUGGGCGCCGUGAGGAACGUCAUCAGCGAAAUCCGCCUGUGGGAGUACUAUACUCUCGAUGUCGACCGGGACGCAGACGCUGGUGUUGAGGCCUGGACUGCUGGGCGCGCCGAUGAAGCUGCUCUUGCCCUGCCACAUGGAUCCGUCGAGGAGCAGGCUGCCCUCCUGAGAUCAGGGCUCGUCGGCAUAGACCGCCUGGGCGAGCGGUUCCGGCGCAAGGUCAGACCAGAGGUGGCGGCCUCUUACCUCACAGCCGUCCUUGGCAAGUUUGAGACGGCCACGGACGAACAAAAGAAGGAUGCCCGUGCGAAGCUGGCAUCCGGGCUGGACGUCGUCAAUGUCGAGUAUUACAAGGAAUAUGACGCCGAGUCGGCCGUCAUCCUCGACCAGCUGUUCAACCGCAUCAAGUACUGCCGCCUGGACGAACACGGCCCGAAGAUGGGUCCUAUCGGCACAGACAGCCCUCUUAUCGAGUCAUAUUUCACCCGCCUGCCAGCCAACGAGAAGACGGCACAUCACAAGAAGGAAGACCUGGCUCUUGUGAACAAUGGCUGGGUCUGGGGCGGCAAUGCCCUCGUCGACAAUGCUGGCCCUGAAUCCAGGGUCUACCUGCGCCGCGAGGUGAUUGUCUGGGGCGACUGCGUUAAGCUGAGGUACGGCAAGGCACCUGAAGACAGCCCAUUCCUCUGGGAACAUAUGACCAAGUACGCUCGCAUGCUGGCGAAAUACUUUGCGGGUUUCCGCAUCGACAAUUGCCACUCAACCCCGAUCCAUGUUGCAGAGCACAUUCUCGAUGAGGCUCGGCGGAUCCGACCGGACCUGUAUGUUGUGGCAGAGCUCUUCUCCGGAUCGGAAGAGAUGGACUACGUCUUUGUGAAGAGGCUGGGCUUGAGCUCUCUCAUUCGUGAGGCCAUGCAGGCCUGGAGCACGGGCGAGCUCAGCCGUCUGGUGCACCGCCACGGCGGCCGUCCCAUCGGGAGCUUCGAGGUGGACGAAGUCUCCAGGAACAGCGCCAGAAGUCCCACGUCGCCACCAAUGUCGCCAACAGGCCAGAAUGGCUCAUCAGCCCAAAAUGGUGACGAGUCUAUGAAGAGGGAGGUUGUCCGCCGGAUCAAGCCCGUGCCCGUCCAGGCCCUGUUCAUGGACUGCACACACGACAAUGAGACACCUGCACAAAAGCGGGACGCUCGCGACACGCUCCCAAAUGCAGCACUGGUCAACAUGUGUGCCAGCGCCACUGGCAGUGUCAUGGGUUACGACGAGAUAUACCCGAAGCUUAUUGAUCUGGUAGGCGAGACCAGGCUGUACACGUCCGAGUCCUCCAACGGCAAGAAGGUCGAGACAGGUGGUGGGAAGAACGGCAUCGGCGGCGUCAAGAAACUCCUGAACCAAAUCCACACGCUGAUGGGCAAAGACGGCUACGACGAGACUCACAUCCACCACGAGGACCAGUACAUCACGGUUCACAGGGUGCAUCCCGAGUCCCGUAAGGGAUACUUCCUCAUCGCCCACACCGCCUUCCCAGGAUACGGCAACGGCAACGGUGCCUUCAACCCUGUCCACCUCACCGGCACCAAGGUCCGACACCUGGGAAGCUGGAUGCUCGAGGUAGACACCCGUGAGGAGACCAAGAAGGAGGUGUUGGAGGACAAGAGCGCGCUGCGAGGACUGCCGAGCCGCGUCAUCGAUCUGCCCGGCGUCCGGAUCGAUGUCAAGGGGGCAGAUACCACCAUCACUGUCCGUGAUAAGUUCCCGCCGGGCAGUAUCGCCCUUUUCGAGACCUGGAUCCCUGCUGCCGAGCACUCGUCCGGUCUUGAUACCUUUGUCACCUCAGGGGCAAAGGAAGCAUUCGCAGAGCUGGACCUUAUCGACCUGAACUUCCUUCUCUACCGCUGUGAGGCCGAAGAGCGCGACAGCAGUGCCGGGCGCGACGGCGUCUACGACAUUCCCGGCUACGGAAAGCUUGUCUACGCCGGCCUGCAGGGCUGGUGGAGUAUCUUGAAAGAUGUGAUAAGAGACAACAACCUCGCUCAUCCUCUCUGCCAGAACCUUCGUGAUGGCCAAUGGGCUCUGGAUUACAUUAUUGGCCGUCUUGAGCGAGCCUCGGAGGGCGAACUCUACUUCCGCAUCGCAAAACCGACCCUGUGGUUGAAAAAGCGCUUUGACGCUGUUCGAAAGAUUCCCAGCUUCCUUCUGCCUCGCUACUUCGGCCUGGUCAUGCGUGCCGCGUACAUGGCGGCCUGGGAGCGCGGCAUCUCGUUGAUGAACGAGAACGUGCAGAAGGGCCAGUGGUUCUUGCAGAGCCUUGCCAUGGUCAGCGUGCAGGAGCAGGGCGUGGUCAAGUCGGGCUCACUGUAUCCCAAGACCCUUGUCCCCUCUCUGGCUGCCGGUCUGCCUCACUUUGCCGUGGAAUGGGCUCGCUGCUGGGGUCGUGACGUCUUCAUCUCCCUGCGCGGUCUUCUUCUCGGGACCGGGCGGUUCGAAGAGGCCAAGGAACACAUCAAGGCGUUCGCGAGCGUCCUGAAGCACGGCAUGAUCCCCAACCUCCUCGCUUCUGGCAACACGCCUCGCUACAACGCCCGCGACUCCAUCUGGUUCUUCCUGCAGUGCAUACAGGAUUACACCAAGCUGGCACCCGAUGGGCUGGACAUUCUGCAGGAGAAGACCAAGAGGCGUUUCCUGCCUUAUGACGACACCUGGUUUGACACUGAGGACCCGCGGGCCUACUCGACGGAGAGCACAAUCGAGGAUGUGAUCCAAGAGGCCCUACAGCGUCAUGCGGAGGGCAUGUCGUUCCGUGAGGCCAACGCUGGCCCGCAGAUUGACUCACAGAUGAGAGACGAGGGCUUCAACAUCGAGAUCCAUGUGGACUGGACCAACGGCUUCGUGUUUGGUGGCAACCAGUUCAACUGCGGGACCUGGAUGGACAAGAUGGGCGAGAGCGAGCGCGCAGGGUCCAAGGGCAUCCCAGGCACGCCCCGUGACGGAGCUGCCGUGGAGAUCACCGGCCUUCUAUACAGCACGCUCAACUGGGUGCAGGAGCUCUCCAGCUAUGGCAAAUUCAAGUACAGCAGCGUGACCAAAGCGGAUAAGUCCACCAUCAGCUUUAAGGAGUGGGCGGACCUGAUCAAGGCCAACUUUGAGCGCUGUUACUACGUUCCCCUAUCUGCAGAAGCCGACAAGGAUUACGACGUCAACUCCAGCAUCGUCAACAGGCGCGGCAUCUACAAGGACCUGUAUAGGUCCGGCAAGGAAUACGAGGACUACCAGCUCCGGGCCAACUUCCCUAUCAGCAUGACUGUGGCUCCGAGCCUGUUCGAUAUGCAGCAUGCCAUCGACGCCCUCAUCCUGACUGAUAAGGUCCUUCGCGGCCCGACAGGCAUGGCAACGCUCGACCCGGCCGAUCUCAACUAUAGGCCGUACUACAUCAACUCGGAGGACAGCGAAGACUUCGCCACCUCCAAGGGCAGGAACUACCACCAGGGACCGGAGUGGCUUUGGCCCACGGGCUUCUUCCUGCGUGCGCUGCUCAAGUUCGACCUGGCGAGACGCGACCCCAGCGACAGGGAGGGCCGCACGGAGGCUUUCCAGCAAGUCACCAAGAGGCUGAUGGCGUGCAAGAACAUGAUCAGGGAAUCUCCCUGGGCGGGACUGGCAGAGCUGACGCAAAAAGACGGUGCUUUCUGCGGUGAUUCGUGCCCUACACAAGCAUGGUCAGCUAGUUGUCUGAUCGAUCUCUACAUGGACGCUGCAGAAUACCAG